Linum trigynum is the source of this 2976-nucleotide messenger RNA. NCBI's taxonomy places the organism in Eukaryota, Viridiplantae, Streptophyta, Magnoliopsida, Malpighiales, Linaceae. The record is from the annotation of a GenBank genome assembly.
ACCUCGAUCCAGUCCAAUAUAUAUAGGUUGCUCAAUUGCUUCAAUCUACACAAAUACAUACAUCUCCAUUUCUAGCUCUAACAAAUCUCUGAUCCCCACUCUAGCAAGUGCAAUCACAUAUAUAAAAAAAAAACCCAUCAAUGGCUGCUCUCACUAGUGUCUUUCUGCUGCCACUGCUAGCAGCCGCGUUGUUACUAUCUUCACCGGCAGCCUCAACUUCCCGGUGGCUCACCCAGCAGCUCCACCCGGCAACCACCACCACCACCGGCGGCGGCUUCCAGGUCGCCCUCACGCACGUGGACUCCGGCAAGAACCUCACAAAGAUCGAGAGCCUCCAGCGCGGGAUCAAGCGCGGCAACUACAGGCUCCAGAAGCUCAACGCAAUGGUUCUUCCGACCCAAUCCGCUCCAUCAGAAGACGUGGCCGCUCCCGUGGAAGCCGGGAACGGCGAGUUCCUGAUGGAGCUGGCAAUCGGGACGCCUCCCGUGUCCUACUCGGCCAUUGUGGACACGGGAAGCGACCUAAUAUGGACGCAAUGCGAGCCCUGCAGUAUCAGCUGCUACAGCCAGCCCACCCCAAUCUUCGACCCCUCCGAAUCCUCGACUUUCGCGAAGCUGCCCUGCUCCAGCGACCUCUGUUCCGCCCUGCCGCAGUCGCUGUGCGGAUCCGACGGCUGCAAUUACCUCUACACCUACGGCGACGAUUCCUCCACGGAGGGGGUCAUGGCCACCGAGACCUUCACUUUCGGCGGGAACCAAGUCAAGGUUCCGCAACUCGGGUUCGGGUGCGGGGAGGAUAACCAAGGGGACGGGUUCUCGCAGGGAGGUGGGCUCGUCGGGCUGGGCCGAGGCCCACUCUCGCUCGUCUCACAGCUGGACCAGCCCAAAUUUUCCUACUGCCUGACCUCCAUAAACGACGCCUCCAGCAGCACGCUGUCCAUGGGCUCGCUGGCUGGGCCGGCCGGGAACUCGUCGGUCACGACCGGUUUGAUCCAGAACUCGGCCCAGCCGUCGUUUUACUACGUCGCCCUGGAAGGAAUCUCGGUCGGCGGGAGCAGCCUGCCCAUCCCGGCGUCCGCUUUCGCCCUGCAGAGCGACGGCAGCGGCGGGAUGAUCAUCGAUUCCGGGACCACCAUCACGUACCUGGAAGGCGUCGCGUACGAUGAGGUGAAGAAGGCGUUUGUGGCCGCCAUCGAUUUGUCGGUCGACGAUUCCGGUUCGACCGGUCUGGACCUGUGCUUCGAUCUGCCGUCGGGCGGGUCGGGCAACGUCGAAGUGCCGAGCCUGGUGUUUCAUUUCCAAGGGGCGGAUUUGGAGCUGCCGGCGGAGAAUUACAUGAUUGCGGAUUCGAGCGCAGGGGUGGUUUGCCUGGCGAUGGGGAGGUCGAACGGGAUGUCGAUCUUCGGGAAUGUUCAGCAGCAGAAUUUCUUGGUGCUCUACGACCUUGGUAAGGAGACAUUGUCGUUUACUCCCAACCAGUGCGCCAACUCAUGAGGAUGUGCAGAUAAUGGUAAGAGUAUUGAUCGUUCUUCAGGAUCACUUAUUACAGUGUACACACAUACACAAUUCGUUAACCAUGAUUUUUUUUUUUUUUUUUUGUUUCUGAGCUCAUACAUCAUACGUCAUCAUCAGAAGCAUAAUAGUGCUAUUGCCUAUUAUACAUGUCAAUGAAUACAAUUUCUUUGCUUGAUCAUAAGUACAAUGAUCUUAGCCUACAAUCUUAGCUUCUCACUAACCAUGAUUCACAACCCUACAACUUAGCUAACAGACUCAUACUGACUUCAACACUAAGCAACAGACAUGUAUGCAAACACUAAACGCUCGACUGGACUCUAAAUGACACAAACCAAACUUAAAUGAACAAACUGUAAAUGGACAAACGACGCAACUUCAAUUAUAGGGAUGGGGCAUGAACUUUUUCCUCCUGGCGCCAAAUUGUUUCUUCUCGCAGCGACCUGGGUUCAAUUCUUAUGCAAUCUCAUCAGCAUCUCACACAUCUUACCUCUCUCGCAUUAGUUGAAAUGCUUCUAACUUUAGAGACCUGGUCAUCAUUAGUGGUGUUAGUCGGUGCGGUUUGGGUUUAACCGAACCGAACCAUUGGUUAGCCGAGACCGAGAAUCACCCACCAUUGCCAACCGAAGCCGAGAUCGAAGGGGUCUUCGGUUAACUUCCAAGCGCAACCGUCGAUUUCGAUUUUUGGUUGCGGUUUGCCGAGAACGACACACACCACCUCCGAACACCGCCAUCGCUAUGCAUGUCAUCGCUAUAUUGUACUUAUCCUGAUAAAUUAUAUCAAAUCUCAUCUAACGUAUGAGUUAUAACAUAUAAUAUUCCACCAAAAUAACAUUACUUAGAUUCAACAUAUAGUGAAAAUUCAAACACACUUAUAUAACAUCAAAAGAAAAAUCGAAAAAUAGGCGCAUUUCGCAAACCAAAGAAAAAAAUGACACAAUUUGACCUUCAACCCAGUACCUUGUAGCAGUCGACCCGGCGGGUGCGUGCGGCCCGUUUUUCUCACCAAGAAAGGGUUAAAAUGGGUCGACCCGCGGGUUGACAACCUUGAUGGUUAGGUGUAGAAAAUCAAAUCACCAUCAACUUAUCAAACUAAAUGCAAUGGAUGGUGAGUGUAAAUAAAAAGUAGCAAACAAAUAAGAAAUAGAUUAUAGAAGAAAGAAGAAAACUACUUACCUUGAUAAUAUAUUCAUACGACACAAUGAGCUCUAUAAGCACAUUACUUCACUUCCCUCCUCCUCACGUUAACAGACUGGGAUGACAAUUUCGAUCUCACCCGUUUUACCGACCUAUUUGGCCUGUUUUGGGGUGGGGCGGGCAUGGGUACUCUCAUCGACCCGACCUGCCCUGAUCCCCCCCAUCUCGAUUCGUUCUUGCCUAAAAUUACAUAUAAUCUUAGUCAAAUUACUUUGGAUUUUUCUUUUAUUACAUUAUAGUUUAGCUAUAAUAAAGUUGUAAAUUAGUG